Messenger RNA from Suhomyces tanzawaensis NRRL Y-17324, 1293 nucleotides. RefSeq lists its product as uncharacterized. The transcript has a single exon. Lineage: Eukaryota; Fungi; Ascomycota; Pichiomycetes; Serinales; Debaryomycetaceae. The record is from RefSeq and is a predicted model, not a curated record. The coding region runs from base 1 to 1293 and encodes 430 amino acids.
AUGAGCAGAGAAUCCGUAUCCACCACCAUCACCCAGGCUCCAGAAGACUUCAACAGCGUCGGAGCUCCCGUCAAGCUCAAGACCCCGUUGAAGAAGGAGGAGUUGGAGAAAAUCGCCAAGCAGCUCAAAAAGAAGUUGUCCAAGGCCUCCAUCACCGCCAAACAGUCGUUUUCGCCCGGCAAAAUGGUCGCUUCUAGUGUGGCGUUGCCCAAGUCGAGUCCCUUGAAGAGCUAUGCCCUCAAGAAGCUGUUGGGGUCCUCGCCCAUAGGCGCAGGCCUCUUGUCGUCGUCCCCCAAUAACUUGUACUCGCCCAACGGCAAGUCCCCAACACACAUCCGCACCCCAGCCGCAAUCUACCUCUCGUCCUCGCCGUUGAAGAACAUCGCUGCAGAUGACACCGAGGAAGAAACCAUGGACUCCCCCACCAAAAGGAGGAAGUCGUCUCCGUUGAAGGAAAAGGCACCCCAGAUGAUUCUCGAAGAAAUCUCCAGGCCCAACACGCCAUCAAAGCAGUUUCCAGCGGCUUUGAAGCCUUCGUUGGAGUUGACAGCAUCCAAAUCAGAAAACAAGCACAAAGAAUCGCCCCAGCAAACCACCCCCACCCUUCUUAAGCGCGAGUUGAGCGUGAACACCACGCCCAACGUACUUCUCAAGACCCCCACCCAACCCAGACCGUCCGCCAACGACAGCGGUGCUUACAAUGAUGAGGAAGGUGCCGAUUUGCUCAUGUACUUGGCAACUUCACCUUCCCCAGCAAAGCCAUUCUUUUCAAAUACUCCCAGAGCCAUCAACAUCCACCACCCGAUCAACUCCUCCGCUCCAACUUCCGCGGGCUCCUUUCCCAUUUCGCAUAAACCCACUGCCUCUACCGGCUCUACUGGGUCCUUCAUUGCACCUCCUCCAGUGACCCCAAAGAGACACGGGAACACCUCCACCAGAACCCCGCAGAAUAGACUCACUCCCUCGAUGAACUUGUUCAGUAACUUGAUCAAUGGCAACCUGGGUUUGCCUUCUUCUGGUUUAACUCUUACCCCUACUGGAUUCAAUAUGAAUGAUUAUGUAAAUUUCUUCACUCCAUCCCCUGGAGGUGCCAACAUCCACAGUGCCCAAAACAAGAACUUGUUGCGAACUCCUGAUUUCAACAACUUGAUCAACAACGCCAAUUCGGCGUCGGCAAACUCAGAAAAUGUUGCCAAUGGGUUACUUGGAAAACCCAAGGUGGAUGGCAAAAUACUCAAUUUUAAUAAGGUCCUUUUCGGAAAUGGCCCAGGAUCUGAGACUCCAAAAGAGUAA